GCCAAAUAUACUCUCCACACGACCACAUAUUAGUCCUCUCACUCUCGUCAUACCAUGUCUGAAGCAUCCAGGCCAAAGUACGACAACCUUCCUGGCAUCGAUACUGCACCGGAUAUCUAUGAAACCCCCGAUCUCGCCGAAGAUGUCUCUACAAUUCAAGCGUCAACUGUUGUUUCCGAGUCGGAAGGCGAAGACGACAACGAUGCCGAACAGUCAGCAGUACACCACCAGCGUCUUCAGACUGACCAGGCUCGCAAUCGCUUCCAGCCCUCACGCAUAGACGCAAACGGCGUCGACUUCUCAGACAAUAUCACCGCACAGCGCCGAUCAUAUCGCAUAGUUACCCAACGUCGGCGGCGGCGUGGCGAGAUACUAGGGGACGACAGCGACGAAGAGGAAGAGAGCUUUGCGAGGAAACUUUUAAGGAUAAAGCGAGAAUUGGCCGGGUUGGAGAGCGAGUAUGAGCGGAGACUGGAAUCAGGAGACAAGUCGAAGAUCGAGGAGCAGGACCCCAAGGAAAUGUUGGAGAUUAUAGCGAGUAAAGUGGACACGAUAUAUGCGGCUCACAAGGGUGGUGCUCGAGGCGCCGAGGCGAUUCUUGACAGGACGGUGCAGAAGUUCGACAACUACAAGCCUUUCGAGCCAAGUCCCAGGCUUAGCAAAGCGAUCGCCAAUCAGCCACCACUACCCGGGACACAAGUUCAGCGGAAUCAGCUAGAAUUCGUACUGAACCAAGCGGCGGAGUUUGACAAGCGAAUUACCCAAUUGGAGAACAACCUUGGAUUGAAUGGGAACACGAUGCCGGAACUAAGCGACAAUGCGCCAUUUCCAGUCUUCACUACGCUGACAAAGUUGGAGCAAACCCUGGGUCUCAUUGGAGAUGCUUCAACAAACAACCUCGACGCAGUAUCACAGCAGAUUAAGAAGCUCACAGCCGACGCCGAGCACCUCAAAGAAGUCCGGACAGAAGCUUCACGUGCCAGCUCGAGUCACGGUGAGAACAAGGCUAUCACAUAUCCAGAUCAAGACGCCAAGAUCAGCGCGCUCUAUGGCACGUUGCCUUCGAUUGACAAGCUCUCGCCUAUCCUGCCUUUGGUUCUCGAACGUCUCCGCACACUGCGACUGGUACAUACAAGUGCCUGGCAAGCGGACGAAGUCUUGUCUGAGCUUGAGAGACGGCAAUCGAAGCAGGAAUCCGAAAUCAAGAGGUGGGAGCGACAACUUGAAAUCGUGGAGAAGGAUAUGAAAAAGAGUGAGACAGCUAUGCUAAACAACAUGAAGAUCGUCGGCGACGACGUCAAGAUGUUGGAGCAGAAGAUGGCAAAGUUGAUGGCAGGAAGUCAGGGAGAGUGAGCAUGGAAAGAGACGACUUGCAUAUAACCACAAACGAAGCGCAGAUCUAUUCCCAGGGCGCAUAUGGUGUAGUUCGGGUUUGAAGACGAUGCUCAAGCCCGUCCCUGAUGUAUACAAAUGAGCGACACGCCAGGAUUAUCGUCUCAAUCGAUCACUAAAGAUACCCAGCAGCUAGCCACGAAUCAAGGUUGUUCAUAUUUAUGUACUUCGG
This is a messenger RNA of Cucurbitaria berberidis CBS 394.84, 1564 nucleotides long. RefSeq lists its product as uncharacterized. The record is from RefSeq and is a predicted model, not a curated record. The transcript has a single exon. Bases 55 to 1353 code for a protein of 432 amino acids. Gene Ontology annotation, biological process: mitotic spindle organization. Lineage: Eukaryota; Fungi; Ascomycota; Dothideomycetes; Pleosporales; Cucurbitariaceae. Gene Ontology annotation, cellular component: cytoplasm; dynactin complex.